Crotalus tigris (Tiger rattlesnake) is the source of this 4791-nucleotide messenger RNA. Its product is annotated as cytoplasmic phosphatidylinositol transfer protein 1-like. Gene Ontology annotation, biological process: phospholipid transport. NCBI's taxonomy places the organism in Eukaryota, Metazoa, Chordata, Lepidosauria, Squamata, Viperidae. The record is from RefSeq and is a predicted model, not a curated record. Bases 1008 to 1952 code for a protein of 314 amino acids. The transcript is spliced from 10 exons. Gene Ontology annotation, molecular function: phosphatidylinositol binding; phosphatidylinositol transfer activity. Gene Ontology annotation, cellular component: cytoplasm.
UAGAUGGGAUCUGCUGCCACGGGCAGGAGGUUGGACUAGGUGACCUCCAAGGUCCCUUUCAAGCCCUUAUUAUUCUUAUUAUUCCCCAUCUGACCCUUCCCACAUUGCAUUUUUGCUCCAUGUUUACUUGUAGUCCUUGACUUACAGCCACUUGCUUAAUGAUGGUUUGAAGUUACAGUGGCACUGAAAAAAAAUGACAGGACUAUCUGUUACUGUGGCUGCAACAUUCCCAUCUUCCACCCUGUGCCAAUUGCAAAUAAUAAUUCCCAGGUUGUCUUUCCCUGCAAACUCUGAUUUAUGAUUUAUUCAGUGAACGUGAUUGUGUGAUUACUUCAUACUCCAUGCUUGGGGGGUAACCCAAACAAAUUAUUUUCCAUUUUAGUUGGAUUGAUAAAGCAGGUGGACUUCUUUUUUAAAAACACACACACACACACACACACACACAACCCAGAGAGUUCCUGCUAGGCUUUUCAUCUUGCUAGUGGCAACUCUUGUUUAUCUGCUUCAGAUCCCUGAAAGUUUUUUUUCCCAAAAUAGCUGUGAUAUUCAGCCAAAUUCCUCUUGGCUGAAGCGUUAACUCAGGCAGGCAAUUGUUAAACAUUGAGAAUCUUCAUCUCCCAGAAGGCUAUUGACGUGUGUGGAUUAGCAAGCCCUAUUAUAAAUAAAAGGUUGGGCUGAGUCUGGCACGUGGUUUGCAAGCGUCUUGUGUUGCUUGGAAAAAGGAGUGGGUGGGAAAACUCCUAUUUGCCCCAGGGUGAGCUGGGCUGUGUUAUUUACACUCUACCUCAACACAAUUGCAUUGGCUUUUCGAAGAACGGCUGCAGAUGGGAAUGUAAAAAGCAUGCAGCUAAUCCCAUCUGGAAGCUUUUAUUCCUGCAGAAAGGAAAGGAAGUCUCAAAGCAAAGGAUGAUGCUUUCCUUGAGGAAUCUCAGGGAACCACUGGGUUGGUGACGAAGUCCCCGUUUUCCAUCUGAAGAGAAGGACGCAUCCUGAUCCUAAGAGCAGCAAUGCUGGUGAAGGAAUAUCGGAUCUGUAUGCCUCUCACCACUGAGGAGUACCGAGUCGGGCAGCUGUACACCAUCAGUAAGCACAGCCAUCAGGAGAGCGACCGAGGAGAAGGGGUGGAAGUGAUGAAAAACGAGCCCCACGAGGACCCCAUCCACGGCCCCGGCCAGUUCACCGAGAAGCGGGUCCACCUGUCCAGCAAAUUGCCUAGCUGGGCUCGUGCGGUAACACCACGAAUCUUCUAUAUCACCGAGAAAGCCUGGAACUAUUACCCAUAUACCAUCACAGAGUACACAUGCUCAUUUCUGCCCAAAUUUUCUAUCUACAUAGAGACCAAGUAUGAAGAUAAUUGUGGAAAUAGCACCAACAUCUUUCCCAGUGAAAAAAUCUUGGGAGACCAUGAAGUGAUGUUCUUGGACAUUGCUUUUGACGAAAUCCCAGACCGCUACUACAGCAGCUUAGAGGAUCUCCGGUCCUUCAGCUCAGCUAAGACAGGUCGUGGGCCACUCCUGGAGGGCUGGCGGGAACAGACACAGCCCAUCAUGUGCUCCUACAAACUGGUGACGGUCAAAUUUGAAGUCUGGGGGCUGCAAACACGGGUAGAACAAUUUGUCCAUAAGGUUAUUCGAGAUAUUUUACUCAUCGGACAUCGCCAAGCCUUCGCCUGGGUGGACGAGUGGUGUGGCAUGACCAUGGAUGAAGUCCGCUUAUACGAGAAGGAGACCCAGCAGGCCACCAAUGAGAUUGUGGGCAUCGUGACUCCCACCAUCUCCAUCAGCGUCCACCUGCCCCCCAGCACUCAGAGCGCCCCCUCCAGUGCCCCCUCCACACCGCUCAGCGGAGAAGCCCCUGAGUUCCUCCAUGUGCCCAAGGACCGCCAGCGAAAAAAAUCCGCUCCAGAAAUGCUCUCACUACCAGUCCUGCGGGAACGUUCCAACCUGGAGUAACCACUGCCUCACGUUCAGCGUCCCCAUCCUUGCAAAGGAGCUCCCUAAUUCAUUUCCACAGAAGAGGGUCUGGCGUCCCUAAUGUCCUUGUUUUUUUGUUUUGUUUUUUUUUAAAAAAAAAUGUUCUUUAAUUCCACACUUUGCCUUGUAAUCCAGCAAGGCCACGGAGGGAACGCCAGUUGAUGGAGUUCAUCCAUUGUUAAAUUGUGUGGAUGCUUUGGGAGAACCUGGAAGAUCUCCAGAUCUUGGGAGCGUCUUUAAGCCUUCUGAUCUAUUCCUAGCUCCUUCACUAUUACAUUCCUGGCCUUGUCUUUGCUACGUUGGACCAAAAGGGUUUCUGGGGUGGGUGGGCAAACCUAGACCACUGCUUGGCCUUCUAGCCUACGUAACUCAACCGACAUGAAUUGGAGUCUCCUCUCUCUGCGUGUGGGGAGGAAAACAUUGGGCAUUGCUCUGUUGCAGAUGGAAAGCUGGUCAGUAUAAAUUCUGUGCCAGGAAAUCCACCCUGGAAAUCCAUCUAUGGUGAGCGGAGGCUAACUCCCCACCACAUCACAUUUUCUAACUUCCUGUGUUAAACUUACAGAGAUGGCUCUGAUAAACCGUCUUUAAUGGUCAUAGUUCAGAAUAGCCUUCUUGCACCGGCCCUGUGAAAUUGUUUUCUGAAGCAACCCAGAGGACUUCAGUUGAAGUUCAUGGCCUGGGUGCAAAAGAGAUCGGGUGAGACAUCUGGGAACGAUGCCUUGCUUCCUUGUUGAAGCCUACAGUUUGCAAGACAAGAGAAAAUUGUCAGAGAAAAGGAGGACGUCAAAGGAAGAUGGGCUGCUCCAACCAUUAUGUCUUCAGUCUGGCUGUUUUGUGGGCCCCAAGGAUUUACCUUUCAUCUGCCCCCGUUUUAAAGCAAAGCAAAGGUAAAAGGCAUUUUUCGCUCUCCUUUGCUAAUUGUACACUGGCAAGCCACUUGGCUACACGCUUUCCUGCUGUUUCAAGCAGGCAAAAACCCCUACCGUAUUUUCCAGCGUAUAAGACGACUUUCUAAAGCAUUCAAAUUGGCGCCGAAGUUGGGGGUCGUCUUAUACGCCAAGUCGUCUUAUACGCCGGAAAUUGCGGUAGUUUCCGGCAUAUAAGAUGACUUUCUAGGCAUGCAACUCGGCACCGAAGACGGGAGUCGUCUUAUACGCCGAGUCGUCCUAUACGCCGGAAAAUACGGUAUGUUAAAUUCUCUUUGCCUGUGGUCAACUGCACGUUGCCAUUAAGAGCCCUGUUGGUGCAGUGGUUAGGAUGCAGUAUCGCAGGCAAGCUCUGCCCACAGCAUGGAGUUCAAUUCUGAUGGAGCUCAAGGUUGACUCAGCCUUCCAUCCUUCCAAGGUCGGUAAAAUGAGAACCCAGAUAGUUGGGGUCAAUAUGACUCUGUAAACCACUUAGGGAGGGCUGUGAAGCACCGUGAAGUGGUAUAUAAGUCUAAGGGCUGUUGCUGUCUGCCAAUAACUGCCACAGGUAAAAGAAUGGCAUCCAACAUCUGAAACCCAUUGACCAAUGGGGUGUAGUCCCAAAAUGAUUCAGAAUGCAGUAAAAGCAGGAUUCUCCCAGUCAUUCUGCAGCAUGAAUUCAAGUCAUUCUUUGCUAACUACCAGUUCUCAGGUGGAUCCUGAGAAUCCCAACAGAUCUUCAACUUAAUGUGUCUUAAAUUUGUGGGAUUCUCUUGGGUCUAUUGGAGACUUCUCCAAUACCAUACAGGCCUAUAAAUGCAUCCUCUUGAGCGGGUGUCUUCAAACCUGGCCCUUUUAUGACUUGUGGACUUCAACUCCCAGAAUUCCUCAGCCAGCAUGCCUGGCUGAAGGAUUCUGGGAGUUGAAGUCCACAAGUCACAAAAGGGCCAAGUUUGAAGACCCCUGCUCUUGAGUCUUUGGCAAUUUGAACCAUCAGCUUUAUUCCCAUGACAACUGAUGGCCUCUUUAUGGCUGGGGAUCUUCUCACAGCAAAGGUUCCUUCUGGAGGUCCAUCCAUGGGAUCAAAGUAUAAUGCCUUGUGGCCAACUUUCCCACCAUCACUAGCUGCCCUUACUGGGAAAGGAGCCUCUGCUAAGUGGAGUCACCAAUUCCUUGAACACUGGUCUUUCUCGUCUUUGUACAAGCACAAUUUGUAUUUGCACUGUUGCGCAGGGACAGUCCUGCCUCCCCUUCCUCUGCUUAAGCAUUGAUUCCAUGUUUAUGUUGGUGGGUUUGUGUUCUCUUCCUCAUCUCUCCCCUGUAAGCAAAGUUGAGAAGUUGUAUCUUCAGUCCAUAAAAAUAUGGACGGAUUCUAGAGGCAAGCAGACAAAAGUUUGCACAGUUGAAUAAUCCAAUGGAGAAGCAAGAGCUUGGUGUCUGAAGUUGCUCUCAUGUAAGUUUCUGGAUUCCACUGUCCAUCCAGGAGGAAAGCAAAGUCGUAGAUAUGGAGUCUGCAUCUGCUACAGUAUCUGUUGGGGGCAUUUUGGGUUGUCCAUACCUGUUCCGUUGACCACCAGGUGGAUGCUACACUACCAACCCCCAUCUCAAGCCCCUUACAUGCAGAUUUGGGAGAGUAACUAUUCAACCCUUUCAAAACUGCGCGCUUCCAAGUUUUGAAGAACCCAAAUAUUAAUGCAGAAGAAUCAAGAGACUGUUCUUAAGGACCAUUGGUAGCCUCUUCUCCACAAGACACGGCUAAGAAUGAACUUGUAUUUUCUCCCCGGAAGGAGAGAAGAGAGGCAGGAAGAAAAACCCUGUAAAUAUUUUGUGAACUGUGUGGCAAGUGUUCUGUAUGGUUCUGCUUUUGUUUUAUUUUUUUUAACUGGGGUGAUAAAGGCCGCUUCUGAUGGAAA